Messenger RNA from Pneumocystis murina B123, 969 nucleotides. RefSeq lists its product as hypothetical. The record is from RefSeq and is a predicted model, not a curated record. Gene Ontology annotation, molecular function: SNAP receptor activity. Bases 101 to 748 code for a protein of 215 amino acids. Gene Ontology annotation, cellular component: Golgi membrane; endoplasmic reticulum membrane; ER to Golgi transport vesicle membrane. Lineage: Eukaryota; Fungi; Ascomycota; Pneumocystomycetes; Pneumocystales; Pneumocystaceae. Gene Ontology annotation, biological process: retrograde vesicle-mediated transport, Golgi to endoplasmic reticulum; vesicle fusion with Golgi apparatus; endoplasmic reticulum to Golgi vesicle-mediated transport. The transcript has 4 exons.
UCUAUUUGAAAAAAAUUAAUGAAAAAAAGUUAUUGAUUUAAAAUAAUAGAAUAUAACAAUUGAAUUUUGAGAAAUAUUUAUUUUAAAGGAAUAGGUUUUCAUGGUAAAAUCUACAAUAAUUGUAAGAGUUACAGACGGAUUACCAUUAUGUGCAUCUGUUGAUGAUAAACAUUCUGAAAUAGAACUAUUAGAGCAAAAGCAACAAUGUAAAGUUAUAUUUCGGAAACUAACUAUAAAUUCCGAAAUAAGGGCAUCAAUUGAGUCUGGACAGUAUUUUUUACACUAUUUUAUUGAUAAUAAUGUUUGUUACCUUUGUAUAUGUGACAAAUCAUAUCCACGAAAGCUUGCUUUUUCUUAUUUAGAUGAAAUAUCAAAGGAGUUUUGGAAUGUUUAUGGCAAUGAUGUUACAAAGUUAUCCUUAAGACCUUAUGCUUUUGUGCAGUUUGAUACAUUUAUACAAAGAACAACUCGUCUUUAUCUUGCUCCGCGUGCUUCUUCUAAUCUUGAUAAACUAAAUAAUGAACUUCAGGAUGUCACACGUGCUAUGACAAAAAAUAUUGAAGAUUUAAUAUACAGGGGCCAUAGUUUGGAUAGAAUGUCAAAUUUAUCUUCUGAUCUUCGUUCUGAAUCCAUCAAAUAUAAAAAGGCUGCUAAAAAUAUAAACUUUCAUGCAUUUUUACGCCAUUAUGGUGCUAUAUGUACAAUUGUUUUUAUUAUUGUAUUAGUUAUUUGGUGGAGAUUUUUUUGAUGAUCAAUAUAUAAAAUAAAAAAAAUAAUGCAUGUAGUAUUUUUAUUUUUAAUGUAGAAAAUUGUCAUAGUAAUAGGUCAUUGUCUGGAUCUUCUUCAUCUAAAUCAUCUUCCGAACCAGGUGAAUAGAAUAUUGAACUUUCUGGUUGAUAUAUAGCUAUUAUUAGUAAGAAAUAAUGUUAUAUAUAUACUUUCUAAUAUACUUUGUGAUUUGAAAUGUGG